Messenger RNA from Rhodotorula toruloides NP11, 516 nucleotides. RefSeq lists its product as uncharacterized. The transcript is spliced from 10 exons. NCBI's taxonomy places the organism in Eukaryota, Fungi, Basidiomycota, Microbotryomycetes, Sporidiobolales, Sporidiobolaceae. The coding region runs from base 1 to 516 and encodes 171 amino acids. The record is from RefSeq and is a predicted model, not a curated record.
AUGCUGAACCCACUCGGAUCCACUCGCAACCGCCACAGCGCAGAAGAAGAAGACAUCGCUUAUAGGUUGCAAGUGAUGGGCGCGCGAGAGGGAGCUAUUAAGGGAACGCUCGUGGCGGGUUCUCUGAUGACUCUCGCACAAUGGCGGUUUCCAUGGGUACAGAAGCAGACGCUGGCGGGCAAAGCGUUCUUGGUCAUGUGGGGCACGAUCUUUGGUAUGGUCACCUAUGCGGAUCACUACCUGCUGCAGUGGGAAGCGGAGCACCGGGCGCAGUCGGAGCGAUGGAGGACGCAGGCGCGAAGUGAGCUCGCGGCGCAAGGAACCGUCCCCUCCGAAUCCGCCAUGCGAGCCUGGAAGACCGCCUACGACUCCAAGCUCCGCAACACACUCGACUCGUCCGCCUCGGCUCCCACGACCAGCGUACCAGCAGCUCAGACGGCCGAGGGCCGGAGUCAGGUCUUGCAGGAGUUGGAGUUGGCGAAGCAGGAGAAGACGGGAGGGGUCGACAGGACGUAG